Messenger RNA from Harpegnathos saltator (Jerdon's jumping ant), 2389 nucleotides. RefSeq lists its product as uncharacterized. The record is from RefSeq and is a predicted model, not a curated record. The transcript is spliced from 6 exons. The coding region runs from base 439 to 2181 and encodes 580 amino acids. Lineage: Eukaryota; Metazoa; Arthropoda; Insecta; Hymenoptera; Formicidae.
CGCGGGCAAGGAUCGGAGGAAGAUGCAAAAUGGACCAAGCACCGACGAAGUGGGGAUCUGGAUUAAAAGCAAACGAGGGCAACGUCUCGGCAACAGAGCCAUCUCGGACCUUGAAGAGUCGAGGCCGGCCGAGGCCACUUCCGUUUCCCAUCCGCAUUUCGUACGCAGCACGUUGGCUCUGUAUUGCUGUUGUUGUUGUUGUUGUUGUUGUUAUUGUUGUUCCUGUCGCUGUUACCGUUGUCAUCAUCGCUGUAGUCGUCGUCGUCGUCGUCGUCGUCGUUGUCGUCGUCGGCGACGCGAGCACGUCGCGAGCAGUUCCUGUAACGGAUCGCACGUCCUUCUCUCUCUCUCUCUCCUGGAGGCGACAAGCCGCGCAAGCCGGGCCUCGUUGUUCAUGUAAUUGAAGGCGCCACGACUCGGACGAUUGACACCGACACGAUGACGUCGAAGGGAGCGGUGUGCCUGCUCCUCAUGGUCUUGAUGUUCGGAGGAGCGCAGUGCAGCACCAGGUACUUCGUACAAGUGCGCACCAACGCGUCCGAGAUGUUCAAGACGAAGGCCGACAACCUGAGGAUCCUUCAGGACCCGAUCGCGAUGACGCCGAAUCCGUUGUACGACAACACGCGUGACCAGCGUCAGGACGAGGACGAGAGGAUGAUCAAGGAGCUCUCGAGCGACCAGUACCAUCGGAGGAAUUCCUUCGUCGAGACCUCAACCUUCAAUCCGGACGUGCUCAACAAGUUCCUCGAGGAGUACGCGAACAAGAUCAAGAGCACUACCGAGAAAGACUUCAAGUUCCCUUACAGAAUCCCGCAGCCAACCGCGGAGUCGCUCGUCCUCGAGGUCGACGACGAGGCCACUGAGGCUACCACCAGCCAUGAGCAAGACGAGAAACCCGAUGAAAAUGCGAACGCUACUUCGAUCGCAGAGGACGCGCUGACCGAGGCAUUGAACGACACGUUGAAGAGAAACAAGUACUACGGUACAAACACUUACGAGGACAGGAACGGCUGGGUGACGCUGGAGGCAAUCCCAUGGUCGAAGAGCAAAAUCUCCAAGUGGCAGGCCAACCCCAGCACGCAGCGACCUUGGCCGGAGAUAAAGCCAGCGUGGGAUAAGCCGAGCAUGAAACCAUGGGCCAGCGACUAUUCCAUCAGACCUACUUAUGAAAACAACAAACCGUGGUAUGACAAGCCGAAACCCAACUGGUCCGACAACAAUGACAAGCCGUGGCAAAAGCCGGUCUCCCGUCCUCCUUACCACUCGGAUGACGCGUCAUCGUCCACCCAAGCGCAGAAGUGGCCGCCAGAGAGGCCGUGGAACAAGUACGAUCCUCAUCGUCCCAACACCGACAUCAUCACCGACGACAGGCCGGCGAAUUUCCCCAGCACCUGGUCGCGGCCGCAGACCUCCAAACCGUCGUACCAAUUUGUCGAUAGGUACCCGGAGAAGAUUCAGUCGGAGAACGGCAACGACUGGCACGAGUAUCCAUCCAGGUUUGACCAGGACCGGCCGCGACCCACUCUGAUUACCGAGAGACCCAACUUUUCGCACUACCAAUACAUAAACAAUCACCCGCCGAGUCAUCCGGCCAGCGGCGACGGUCAAUGGGUGCUCUUGUCGACCAACAGGGGAUACUCCAAGUCCAGACAAAGGUCCAUCAAGAUCGACACGAUGAACCCGGAGGUGUUCAAAAGGAUCAAUGCGACAACCAGUCACCGGAACGGCAACAGAGAAGAGCCGGAUCUCGCGGUACCCGUGAUGACCUCGAAACGACAGGUUAGAUUGACGGUGUUGCCGUCAAUCAACGGCACGAACACAACGACGUCCCACGGGGGUCUACUGGAAGUCGAGAAGACGUUCAAGAGCGUCGAGCAGAGUCGCAAGGAGUACGAGAUGCAGAGACUGACGACCGAGGCGAAUACCCUGAAGAAAAGACCGAUCAGGAACACACUGAGCGGCCAAUCGUCCAGCUCGGCCGUUCUGGCGGCCGUUGGAGCAGGCAUGCUGCCGGCGACGAUGGCGAUGAUGAUACCAAUGAUGCUGGGCCGUCGAAAGAGAGACGUCUUUUCGCUGACGGACCGCAGCAGCCCGGGCAAGUCCAACGACCUCCAGGUGGACCACCUGCGUAAGCUCACGGUGGAGUACAGCGCCCAACAAAGGAGAUCAGCGAGACAGUAGGCCGGAAUGUGAAGGUAGCGAAAUUCCCGUUCGCGAGUCUAACGACGCGAGUCGGCGACGACAGUUGAAUCAGUCGGGGCUCGGGGAGAUGGGGAGCGAGACGCGGGGACAGCGUGCGAACGAAAUCGAAACUUUCGGACUUCAGGGUAAACGAAACUGCAUUGAAAGCCGUUCGGUCAAAAACCGACUCGCGCGCGCGCGCGGUUAA